Molecule: messenger RNA, 1970 nt
Organism: Vicia villosa (hairy vetch)
Lineage: Eukaryota; Viridiplantae; Streptophyta; Magnoliopsida; Fabales; Fabaceae
Product: metal transporter Nramp3.2-like
Exons: 3
Coding region: 55-1623 (522 amino acids)
Biological process (GO): metal ion transport; positive regulation of reactive oxygen species metabolic process; defense response to bacterium
Cellular component (GO): vacuolar membrane
Molecular function (GO): manganese ion transmembrane transporter activity; cadmium ion transmembrane transporter activity
Source: RefSeq, a predicted model, not a curated record
UGCUUCAAGAGUUGCUAAAAUAAUAUCAAAUUCAGUGAUUAAAUUGUAUCCAUUAUGUAUCCAAACCCACAUGAACAAUCACAACCACUGUUAUUGAAAGAGCGAGAAGAUGAAAAGCCACGAGAAACAGCGUACGAAUCGUCAGAAAAGAUAGUGGUGGUUGGAAUCGACGAGUUAGAAAAUGGUGGCACUGAAGUGCCACCAUUUUCAUUGAAGAAGCUGUGGCUAUUCACAGGUCCUGGAUUUUUAAUGAGUAUAGGUUUUUUGGAUCCAGGGAACAUAGAAGGAGACCUUCAAGCUGGUGCCAUUGCUGGGUAUUCUUUGUUGUGGCUUCUUAUGUGGGCUACUGCAAUGGGGCUUUUGAUUCAGCUUUUGUCGGCGAGGCUUGGUGUGGCUACAGGGAAGCAUUUGGCUGAGCUUUGCAGGGAGGAGUAUCCUAGGUGGGCUAGGAAUCUGCUUUGGGUUAUGGCUGAGUUUGCUCUGAUUGGUUCUGAUAUACAAGAGGUUAUUGGUAGUGCUAUUGCUAUUAGGAUUCUUAGUAAUGGGGUUAUUCCUCUUUGGGGUGGUGUUGUUAUUACUGCUCUUGAUUGUUUUAUUCUUCUGUUUCUUGAGAACUAUGGUGUGAGAUCAUUGGAAGCUUUUUUUGCUGUUCUCAUUGGCAUAAUGGCACUAGCUUUCGCUUGGAUGUUUGGCGAGGCAAAGCCAAGUGGCGAGGAACUUUUAGUUGGCAUUUUGGUUCCAAAAAUAAGCUCCAGAACCAUACAACAAGCUGUUGGAGUUGUAGGCUGUCUUAUAAUGCCUCACAAUGUAUUCUUGCAUUCUGCCCUUGUUCAAUCGCGUAAAGUUGAUCGCACCAACAAAGGUCGAGUUCAAGAAGCACUUAACUAUUACUCUAUAGAGUCUACACUUGCCUUGAUUGUCUCCUUUGGCAUUAACAUACUCGUAACCUCCGUGUUUGCGAAAGGGUUUUAUGGUUCUGAAAUGGCAAAUAAUAUCGGCCUUGAAAACGCGGGACAGUAUCUUCAACAGACUUAUGGAGGCGGAGUUCUUCCGAUAUUGUAUAUAUGGGGUAUCGGGUUAUUAGCAGCCGGUCAAAGUAGUACCAUAACUGGUACUUACGCCGGACAAUUUAUCAUGGGAGGUUUUCUUAACUUAAGGAUGAAGAAAUGGAUGAGGGCGCUGAUCACUCGAAGUUCUGCAAUAGUUCCAACCAUGAUAGUUGCUCUUUGGUUUGAUACUAGAGAGGAUUCACUAGAUGUUCUGAAUGAGUGGCUUAAUGUACUUCAGUCAGUUCAAAUUCCAUUUGCACUUAUUCCUUUGUUGUGUUUGGUGUCAAAGGAGCAGAUCAUGGGCACUUUCAAAAUCGGCACUGUCCUCAAGGUGAUUUCUUGGUGUGUGGCUGCUCUUGUGACAGUGAUUAACGGCUAUCUGUUGCUGGAAUUCUUCUCAUCUGAAGUGAAUGGAAUGAUAGUUGGUGCUAUAGUGUGUGUAGUAACUGCUGCAUAUGUUGCAUUCAUCGUAUAUCUUAUUUUGCGUGCAACUACAUUCUCCGCUAUUCUCGGUUUGACAAAGGCUAACUCGGCCACGGCCAAAGGUGAUGCUUCAACUUGGAUAGUUGAGUGAGUAAUGUAUAGAAUUGCAGAAUAGGAAGAGUAUUACUCUACUACCAGUGGCUUUCAUGAUGCAAUGGCCAAGGGUUGUCUUAGUGUUUGUUUGCCAUGUAAAUUAUAUAAAAUAAUUUAGAGUAGGUUUUUGUGUUGUAUGACUUUCAAAUUUCUUGUUUUGAAUGCGUUGGAAAUAGAUGUAGUGCUUAAACUUUUUCUGUGAUAUCUUUAGGCUACUCUACAUUCUAGCUAGAAGUUCCAUGUGUCUUUCUCAAAUACUUUCCAGUAAUUUUGAUUGGGCAAAAAUAGGAUAGAUGGAGAAGAGAGGAAGGAGAAACUUCUUAAUUUUGAAGUGCUAUUUCAAAG